Messenger RNA from Polypterus senegalus (gray bichir), 4386 nucleotides. RefSeq names its product tripartite motif-containing protein 16-like. Gene Ontology annotation, molecular function: protein binding; zinc ion binding. The transcript has 6 exons. Bases 1225 to 2904 code for a protein of 559 amino acids. Lineage: Eukaryota; Metazoa; Chordata; Cladistia; Polypteriformes; Polypteridae. The record is from RefSeq and is a predicted model, not a curated record.
AAGAAGAAGAAGUAAAAUGGCGACAACACCAUAAGAGAAAUCGUUUUGCGUGCUGCAAUUUGCCAAGUGUGAGCCCAUUGUUCAAGUGCAACUGGCCUGGAAGAGGUGGACAACAAGAUCUUGCUCAUCGUCUAUGCCCCCCAGGUCUCCAGACCGUACCUCCUGUGAUUUUUAUCUAUAGGGGUACAUUAAAGAAAGUGUUUGUUCCACCUAUGUCUGCUAAUCUUCAUGAUUUGCAACAUCGAACUGAGGAAGCUGUGAAUUCAGUAACUAAGGACCCGUUGACUCGUGUGUGGCAAGAAAUUGUCUACCGUUGUGAUGUUUGUCGCGCUACACGUGAUGCUCAAGUCGAGUGCCUGCAACCUCAAAGACCACAAGGAACAAACUUUGAACUUUCCUCUGUCCACUGAUGUGCGGAAUGUGUCAUUGACUUAUACAGUUUGUUUGAAAUUUAUGAAAUCUGCUCUUUCAUUUUGAAUAGCCCUGUAUUAGAAAAAUAAACGUCAGACUUGAAGAUGAAUGACAUAUUUGAAAAGCGAAAUUGACAUUGGUGUUUGUGGAACACAGUGUGCGAUAACUUCAACUUUGUAAAUACCUCCGUUAAUAUUCAUUGCAUUGUGUUUGUAUCAUUUUAUUAUUAUUAUUAUUACUUUUUCUUUCCUUUAUCUUUAUUGUCGUUCACAUCUUUUCGAUAACAAUCAUCGGUCCCAAAACGGCAAUCGGCCAGUGAAGUUAAACGCUCCGCCGCACCUGAGUUUAGUUCUACAGCGCCAUCUUGUGGAAGGAAAUAUUUUGCAACGAAGAAAAGUUUAAACGCCGCCAAGAAUUUGUAAGGACUUAAAAAAUAUUUUUGAAAAGAUGAAGAGUCAGCUGAUUGUCGCUGUUCUACUCAUUUUUUCUCAAUUAUUUCUCUGCUUCUCUUCUGUUCUUCUUUUUCUGUUACUUGAUCUCUCGUAUCCAGCGCCGCUGCUCGUAAUUCGUCCUUUUGCAGAUCGGUACGUAUUUUUAAUCACGAACCACACUGAAAUAAAAUAAAAAAUAAAAAUAAAACGCCAGUACAGCUACCGUAUGAAAAAGCGGGCUUACAUGCAGAAUGCUUGUUUCUCUGUGCCCGCCACGUGGUUGCUAAUUAAGCCCACUUGAGCCCCGCCCACCCGGAAGUGACAGGCGAGUCUUCACAUUCGAAUUUCAACUCCGAACUGGGAGUCGGGAUCGCCGAUCACGAUGGCGGCACCUCCGCUGUCUCUGUCCGCUGAUCGGUACUCGUGCUCGGUGUGUCUGGACGUCCUGAAGGAACCCGUCACCAUCCCGUGUGGACACAACUACUGUAUGCGCUGUAUUAAUAACUACUGGGACCAGUCAGAUAAAGAGGGGACUUAUAACUGUCCUCAGUGCCGAAGAACAUUUAACGUGAGACCAGAGCUCAGCAAAAACGCAAUGUUAAAGGAUAUCAUAGAGAAAUUAAAAUCCAUGGAAGUCGAUGUCGACCCGCCUCAGUGUUCUGCCGGACCGGACGAUGUCCCCUGUGAUGUUUGUCCAGUUAGUAAACGGAGCGCCGUGAAGACCUGCAUGACCUGCAUGAUCUCCUACUGCGAGACUCACCUGCAGCCACACAAGGAGCAUGGAGCCUACAAAAGACACAAACUGGAGGAGCCGACUGGACACCUGGAGGGGAAACUCUGCUCCAAACACCAGAAAGUUGUGGAAAUCUUCUGUAGGACCGACGAGACCUGCGUCUGCUUAAUGUGUGCGGUGACCGAGCACAAGAGUCACGACACGGUGACACCUGAGGAGGAGAGAGCGGAGAGACAGACUCGGCUGGAAAACACAAAGGCCGAAAUGAAAAGUCAAAUGGAGGAAAAGGAGAAGAAAGUGGAGGAGAUCAAGAAGACGGUGGUGAGGAUUCAGCGCUCUGCUGAGAAGGAAGUGCAGGAACACGAGAAGACCUUCAGGGCUGUGCUUGAGUCCAUUGAGAGGCUGAGGUCAGAGGUCACUGAGGUCAUUAGAGAGUACGAGAGGAGGGAAGUGAGGAAGGCCGAAGAGCUCAUCGAGAGACUGGAGAAGGAGAUCGAGGCGCUGAAGAUGAGGGACGCUGAGCUGGCCGAGCUCUCACAGACAGACGACCACAUCCACUUUUUAAAGAAGUCUCUGUCUUUCUGUGACCCUCCUAGAGAGGAAGAAGGAUCUGACAUCACCAUCAACAGAGAUUUUCUUCCAAAGACUCUGAGGACACGAAUGUCCGACCUGAGGAAAAGUCUGGAGGAAGCCAGUGAUUGGGAGUUAGUGAAGACCAGUGAGACCGGAGCUGAUGGUUCAAGUCACAUCCUGCAGAAUCUGAGAUGUAGAAAUCACCUUUUAAAGUACUCCCGUCCGCUCACCCUGGACCGCAACACGGCACACAGACUCCUCCGCCUGUCUGAAGACAACAGGAAGGUGACAUGUGAGGUGACGGAGAGCCCGUAUCCUGAUCACCCUGAUAGAUUUGACCAUUGGUGCCAAGUUCUGUGCACAGAGGCGUUGAGUGGGACACGCUGCUACUGGGAGGUCAAGUGCAGUGCAGGCAAGACAGGAGUUGGGGUCGCAUGUAAAGGAAUUGACAGGAAAGGAGAUUGUAACAAGAGCCGCUUGGGGUGUAAUGACAAAUCCUGGAUUUUGUGCUGCCGUGAUUCCGUUUACUCUUUCUGGUAUAACAACAUAUAUACUAAAAUUAGCGCCCCCUGCAGUCACACAAUAGGCGUCUAUCUGGACUAUCCCGGUGGCUCUCUGUCCUUUUAUGGAAUCUCAGACACAAUGAACCUCCUGCACAGGUUUGAGACCACCUUUGAUGAGCCACUCUAUCCAUCGUUUGAAGCGGUACCGGACUCUAGUGUGACAAUCUGCUCUGUCAAGCCAUCUGACCAUUAAGCAGCGUCAUCUUCAGGUCACCUCGCAUUUCUGGCACACAGGCUAUCUUGUAACUUUGAAGACGAGGACAAUUCCAGAUGUCAUGGUGGAGUUCAUUUGUCAUUUCCUACUUGGUACCUGACUCUCACACAUACAGUACACGAACACAUUGGAUUUUCUCCUACCAAGGUGACGCUUCAUAGCCAUGUUUGGCAAAGCCACCAUCCUUCAACGUGAAUAUCAUCAGCAAUUAAAACGAAGAGAAUGGACAACGGGCAGCUACGUUCCAUUCAUGGAUCAUCAAACUGAAAGCCCCACCCCAUUUGGAGACCCGCUCUUCACCCCCAGUUUGUGUUCAGUACUCUCGAUGACCACAAGGUGUCAAAACUUAAUAGUGUAAAAUUAAAACUCUGCCCAGGCUGUGGGGACAGAUGUGACAUGAGAGUCGAGUCCUUGUCAUUUGCAAUUUUGUUUUUAAUUUCAUUUCGGGUGUAAACAUUAAUGAGUGAGUGUAAGUAGAGGUCAGGAUUGUCUGAGCCACUGUCUCGGCUUGUUUUAUUGCAUGGCGGUCAGCCCUCUUGUCUUGGUCAGGGUCAUUGUGUAGUCUCCGUGUAGUCUCGGCGUUCAUUUGUUUUACUGAGUCUUUCAUUGUGCCCCCCCAAGUCUCACAAACCUUAGUUUUAGAUUCUCUCCCUAAAGUGGCACAAUGGCUAUUGUGUGAGUGCAGCCCCAAACCCAACCCCUUCAAGGUCAAUUGUUAAUCUGAGACACCGAGGCUCCCACUAUUGUGUACUUAUGUAUUAAAUAUGGGACUUGAAAAGUGAGUUUCUAAUACAACAAGCCCAGAUGUUAUCUGUUCUUCCAUGUCUCUCUUAUUGUAUUGCCCUCUUUAAUCGAGUUUGAACUUGUGAAGAUCGGCGUUGUAGCCAAAGAGAUAAUAAAGUAGAAGAUGACUUUCCUCAAUUUCAUACUGUACUGUGUAAAUGAAACAAUCCUUAAGAUGAGGUCAACUUUUUAGUAACUGUAACCCUAAUAUCAGCAUAUCUUUCAUAACUGAGGAAUGCAGUAGAAGUGUGUGUGUGUGCGUGUGAGCAAAUCCUUAGGGACACACACUCCUCAUACUGCAGGUCGGUCCUCAUUUUUGCUGUCCAAACACCCUCAGUUCUUCAUGCCAUGGGUUCCCCAAGAUUCUUAUCCACUUUGACAUGAUGUCACCACACAGUUUCUGCCGAUUUGUCACCUGCACAUUCACGCUGCGUCCUACCGCUUCCCAAACAUGGAGACUGAGAAGGCCACGGAAGAACCCUAAACUCCUCGUCGUGUUUAAUGAAAGCAGUUUGCUGUGUGAAAUUAUGUAUUUUGAUGCUGGAGGUUGUAUUGAGAAUUUAGAUUUAAGGAUCUUAUUGUUAGUUUUGGAGUCAUGUCAGUCAUUCAUUGUCCAACCUGCUAUAUCCUAACACUGGGUCAUGAGGGUCUGCUGGAGCCAAUCCCAGCCAGCACAGG